AUGGAACUCUCAUUAUCUUCCCUUGGUUACCACGAGGUAGUUGUACUCCUCAGCAUUAUAACUGGUCUUGGUCUCUUUGUCUACAAAGUCCAUGACACUAUCCAAAGCCGUCGCAGCUUCAGAUCAAAGAGCAAACUACCCCCAGUAUCAGCAAACUACACACCAAGCGACUACAAAACUCCUGUCCCAGAACCUUACCCUAACUGGUCCAUUGACGACACCAAGCCUCUCCCCUACAGGGCUUUCCGCCAUGGUCCUACCUACCAGGCCACCAUGGGUCUGCGCACAUGUCCUGUAGAGGAAUGGAUCGAGCUGGAUAACCACUUUCCCAAGUAUCACGCCGACAAGGCCAAGAGAAUCGCGGAGAGAGGGACCAAAUGUGUUGACACCCAUCCUGAUGCUUAUCCCGCUGCUAUUGAACUCCUGGAAGAGAUGGCGGACUAUCUUCCUGCGAGAUACCCAAGUCUAUUCGAGAGAACCUCUGUUGGAAUCAAGAACAAGUGGUCUGGCGAGGACUUCAACAUUGUGGAGAGACCCUUGGCUGAAGAUCCCAUGGCUAUCUGUGCGCGCCUCGUCCAAGAUGAUCUCGCCAUCAUGAUUGAGCGUCCCGACGGCCAAUACUAUCUCCUCGCGGGAGCAAUUCUACUAGCUGGCUUCUGGCGCAUGUCUGACAAAUACGGCAUGUCCCUCUCAGAAAUCCACACAUCAGGCGACGUUCCUCACUUCAAGGAGAAGCUCGAGACAGGCAUGUGCAAGUUCUUCAAGCGUCUCCGUCCCGAAACAGUCUACAACCGCAACAACUACUUUGUGCAAGUCGACGACGACCUCGCGUGGAGCUGGAGCAUCGGCAGCGAAGACUCGCUGUCAGUGAGCUGGAGCACGGCUGAGAAGAAUAGAGCGAUAGAGCACCACAUGUUCCGCUCCGAGCGACAGUCUCUACGUCGUCUUCCCAAGACUGGUGCUGUGGCGUUUACGAUCCGAACGUAUUUCCACCCUGUGACGGAUAUUGUCAAGGAGGAUUACGUGCCGGGCAGACUGGCGAGUGCUGUGAGGAGUUGGGAUGACAAGGUUGCGAAUUACAAGGGUAGGCAAAAGUAUGGUGAGGUUUUGCUCGAGUAUCUUGACAAGGAGCAUGAGAAGCAGGUGGCGAGGGGUUUGCAAGUUGACAAGGAGCAUGAAGUUAGGAGAUAUCCUUGGUAG
Messenger RNA from Fusarium graminearum PH-1, 1200 nucleotides. RefSeq lists its product as uncharacterized. NCBI's taxonomy places the organism in Eukaryota, Fungi, Ascomycota, Sordariomycetes, Hypocreales, Nectriaceae. The record is from RefSeq and is a predicted model, not a curated record. The coding region runs from base 1 to 1200 and encodes 399 amino acids. The transcript has a single exon.